Drosophila gunungcola (fruit fly) is the source of this 2255-nucleotide messenger RNA. RefSeq names its product protein hairy (gene hry). The record is from RefSeq and is a predicted model, not a curated record. Lineage: Eukaryota; Metazoa; Arthropoda; Insecta; Diptera; Drosophilidae. Gene Ontology annotation, biological process: regulation of neurogenesis; anterior/posterior pattern specification; regulation of transcription by RNA polymerase II. Bases 357 to 1412 code for a protein of 351 amino acids. The transcript is spliced from 3 exons. Gene Ontology annotation, molecular function: DNA-binding transcription factor activity, RNA polymerase II-specific; RNA polymerase II cis-regulatory region sequence-specific DNA binding; protein dimerization activity. Gene Ontology annotation, cellular component: nucleus.
UAUAUAUAUACGCCCGAAGAACCCGACUGCGAUCGAUCUUCGUGCCGAGUCGUUUCGGUCUUUUAAUCGCACUGCAGUCAGAACCUGCUGCUCAUUCGCCUGCCGUCACUCGUAGCGUGCGGUUCUAUCGCUCCGCCUUUGAAAACCGAAUACCCAAGCCAAGAGAACUCGACAUUAUUUACGUGCUGCGCGAAAGUGAAACCAAGUGAUCUUGAAAAAUAAAACUGAACUGAAAUCUACAAAUCAGCGAAAGAAAAAAGCAGUGAACUCAAAGCAUAGAGAGCGGCAAAUUCAUAUUUGCUGCCCAAGUGAAACCCAAACUGUGUCUCAAACUCAACAAACAAUAUCUGACCGAAAUGGUUACCGGCGUUACCGCAGCCAACAUGACCAACGUUUUGGGUACCGCCGUGGUGCCGGCCCAGCUCAAGGAGACCCCGCUGAAAAGUGACCGUCGGUCGAACAAACCCAUCAUGGAGAAACGCCGACGCGCCCGUAUUAACAACUGUCUCAACGAACUGAAGACUCUGAUUCUGGAUGCCACAAAAAAAGACCCGGCUCGCCACUCCAAAUUGGAAAAGGCCGACAUUCUGGAGAAGACAGUGAAGCAUCUGCAGGAGCUGCAGCGCCAGCAGGCAGCCAUGCAGCAGGCCGCCGAUCCCAAGAUUGUGAACAAGUUCAAGGCCGGCUUUGCCGACUGUGUGAACGAGGUCAGCCGCUUCCCGGGCAUCGAGCCCGCCCAGCGUCGCCGCUUGCUGCAGCACCUGAGCAACUGCAUCAAUGGCGUGAAGACGGAGCUGCAUCAGCAGCAGCGCCAGCAGCAGCAGCAGCAGCAGUCUAUCCACGCCCAGAUGUUGCCCUCGCCGCCCAGUUCGCCGGAGCAGGACAGCCAGCAGCCGACGGCGGCGGCGGCUCCCUACCUCUUCGGCCAGAUCCAGCAGACGGCCAGCGGCUACUUCCUGCCCAACGGCAUGCAGGUGAUCCCCACCAAGCUGCCCAACGGCAGCAUUGCCCUCGUCUUGCCCCAGAGCCUGCCGCAGCAGCAGCAGCAGCAGUUGCUGCAGCACCAGCAACAGCAGCAGCAGCAACAGCAGCAGCAGCAACUGGCCGUCGCAGCAGCAGCAGCGGCAGCAGUGGCCGCCCAGCAUCAGCAGCCCAUGCUGGUGGCCAUGCCCCAGCGGACAGCCAGCACCGGAUCCGCCAGCUCGCACUCCUCCGCCGGAUACGAGUCGGCGCCCGGUAGCAGCAGCAGCAGCAGGUGCAGCUAUGCGCCACCCAGUCCGGCCAACUCCAGCUACGAGCCGAUGGAUAUCAAGCCGUCGGUGAUCCAGCGCGUGCCCAUGGACCAGCAGCCCCUGUCGCUGGUGAUCAAGAAGCAGAUCAAGGAGGAGGAGCAGCCCUGGCGGCCAUGGUAGAGGGUCCCUAGCCUCUGGAUAGGCCCCCUAUCGAAUCUCCCGCUUUUAAGACUGAUCCCCCAUCCCCCAUCCCCUAUCCCCCACCCACUUAUCAUCCACAUACUCACAUGCGCAGGCGUUGUGCGCAUGCGCGUAGACAUUUCACAUCAUUCGCCGGGAUAACGCAAAUGUUGCUUCGAAGUGCCGCACACAUGCGAAUCCUUAGACGGUCCACAGCCUCGUCGUCCCUCAUUUCUCGGCUCAGAUCCUGGAAAUCCAGCGGCGAGGUCAGGACUUCCAUUAGACGCAUAAACACACUCACACACUUUGUUAUAUAUUAUUUAUUAUUAUUAUGUAAUCGAUUUGAGAACGGUAUUCUACCAGGACAUCGCCAAACUACCUCAGUCCAAGUACUUGGUGUUGAAUUGCCUCAUAUAUCAUGUAUUACUCUCUUUGAAUAACAGCAAAUCAGCAAAAGUCUUCCAUACACUCACAAAGCAAAACAAAACAGAACAACACAAAUCAAAUGAAAAAAAAAAACACUUGAAAAGCUGAAAUACUUUUUAUGAAAAAGAUAAACGCAAAUGCAUAACUCUUAGAUAUAUACGUACAUCUCCAUUUAAAUAUAGGUUUUGUACUAGGUUUUCUCUCGCUCUUAAGUCGAAUCAAAGAAUAAUUAUAUUUAUAAAGCAAAACACAAAAAACUAUUCGUAAGGCCACGUGAUAUAGUGAACAUAAUGAGCUUCUAAGAAAACAAAACAAGAAUUUGAUGCCGACAAAGCAAAAAAAUCAACAAGAAAAGAAAAACAAACAAACAACAUACUAAAAGGAAAUAAAAUUAAAAGAUUCUACUAAAAAAUCAAA